AUGCCGGCUCGAAUUCAUGAGAACUGUGUUGACUUUCGGGUUUUGAUAUGGGAUAAAGGGAAUGAGAAGUGGCUUCGUGAGGAUGUCCGACCGGGGGCCUUUUAUGAGGGCGAGAUACCUGCACUAUGGAAUGAGUCGCAUGUCAUAGUCGUAUUCGCGGACGCAGAUAAAGUACGCGAUUGCCCAUCGUGUAAGAAGCGCUUCACCGAUGUCUUCUGUAUGCCUGAGCUCUGGUGGUCAAGCUACAGCCGUAGAUCAAACGGCUAUUUUGGCAGCGAGACAUUUCGCGAUAACAACGGAAUGAUCACUGCAUUGAAUACGUGGUCACGGUUCCUCGUCAAGCAAUUGAACGAAACCAGCCAUCAAUGGCAUAAAUUCAACAUCCUCACACGCUGGAUAAAGGACCCCCAGCAAACAAUCCUUCUUGUAUUCGAAGCACCCAAACAACUCCGUCUACGCGAUAGAUUCCCCAAUCCACUGCUCCUAAACUCUCACAACGACACGCUCAGCGAUCCCUUCUGGUUCUAUCCACGUCUAUUCGAAGAUCUCUCUCUUCUUCAGGAUAACUCCGUCUGGUCAGUUCGCAAUCACGUUCGCGGGAUCGAGAAAACAGACCUUACACAAAAGCCGGAGCCUGAAUAUCGAGCUAUGCAUGAUACAGCUCGACAUGCCAUUCACGUCUCGGAAACGCUUGAAGUUGCGGAGAAGACUAUCACGGCGAUCAUACAGCAGCAUAGUACUUUUGAGGCUGAGGCAGCUGGGGGGAGUAGAUCUGCAAAAGCAAAGUUUCGACAUGUUGGUGAACGAUUACUGUGGUAUAUCCACAUUCUACAAAGUCUACGCUGCAGAGCCUCCGCGAACAAGGAAAGGCUUCUUAACGAGAUCCAACUGGCGUUCAACUCAGUGGCGCAGUACGAUUCUCGCAUCUCUGUCAAGAUCGGACAGGCAACGCAAUCCGACAGCGCAGCUAUGAAGACCAUAGCUUUCGUGACACUGACAUUUUUGCCUGCAACUUUUAUAUCGGCGUUGUUCAGCAUGUCGUUCUUCAAGGUAGAUGAUGACACGGGAGUCUGGAGUGUGAAUGAGAAGUUCUGGGUGUAUUGGGUGUUUGCCGUUCCAGCUACGUUGUUCACCUGGGGGCUUUGGCUAUCGUGGCAGUGGUUUUAUAGACCGGUUAAGAUUGGGGAAGAGGAGAGGUCUGUGAAGAAGUUUGGGGAUUUGAUUGGGUUUGUGAAACGGGGUGGGACGGAUGAGGAAUACCAGAUAUCUUGA
This is a messenger RNA of Fusarium subglutinans, 1272 nucleotides long. RefSeq lists its product as uncharacterized. The record is from RefSeq and is a predicted model, not a curated record. NCBI's taxonomy places the organism in Eukaryota, Fungi, Ascomycota, Sordariomycetes, Hypocreales, Nectriaceae. The coding region runs from base 1 to 1272 and encodes 423 amino acids. The transcript has 4 exons.